CGACGCCGAGACACCUAGCAGUAUAUAUAGACCUGGCAUGGCUGUUGACGUUCUUUCACAAGCUACAUCACGCCUUGAUCCACACAUCCCACCAUGGUCUACCACACUAUCGUCAAAUCCAUUGCAGUCAAGAACUUUGAGGCGGUCAAUACGCACGAUUAUGAGAGUAUCUUGAAAGGAUGCGCUCCCAAUAUUCGACAUCGUUUCGGGGGUAACCAUGCUCUCGGCGGUACGAGGAAUGACAAGGAAGCCUUGAAUAAAUGGUUCCACAGACUUGGGAGGUUAUAUCCAAAUCUCAAGUUGACCGUCCGGGACGUCUGGGUCAAGGGCUGGCCACAUGAUACCCGCGUGUUCAUCCGGUGGACGGCCGCCGAUAAGUUUGCCGACGGCACGCCAUAUGACAAUCACGGGGUCCAUGUGAUUCGAUUGUGCUGGGGAAAAGCUGUAGAGAUUGAUGCGAAUGAGGACAGCCAAGUAGUCGACAAGUGGCUUCGCGCCAAAAUGGCUGAAGGUGUGACGGAAGCUGGCGAGCCGGCUAUAGAGAGCUGAAUGGAAGGUGUGACGAUCACGGGCGAGCCGGGGCAUAGAGAGAGCUUCAUGGGACUA
Messenger RNA from Kockovaella imperatae, 606 nucleotides. RefSeq lists its product as hypothetical. The coding region runs from base 94 to 549 and encodes 151 amino acids. The record is from RefSeq and is a predicted model, not a curated record. Lineage: Eukaryota; Fungi; Basidiomycota; Tremellomycetes; Tremellales; Cuniculitremaceae. The transcript is spliced from 3 exons.